This is a messenger RNA of Durotheca rogersii, 735 nucleotides long. RefSeq lists its product as uncharacterized. NCBI's taxonomy places the organism in Eukaryota, Fungi, Ascomycota, Sordariomycetes, Xylariales, Xylariaceae. Bases 1 to 735 code for a protein of 244 amino acids. The record is from RefSeq and is a predicted model, not a curated record. The transcript has a single exon. Gene Ontology annotation, molecular function: FMN binding.
AUGGGCCCGAAGCGAAAGCUCCCGAAGGAACGAGGCGAGGCCGCGCCUCCACCUUCGAAACGCCAGGCCGGUAGCGAGGCGGAGAAGCCGCCAAGCAACAACGACAACCGCCAUCACGGCUUCGAACCAUAUCCCCCAUCCAAGGUCUACCGGCUCAUCGAGCCCGGCCCUGUGUUGCUAGUCACGACGGGUUCGCUAGCUGACUCGACGCACAACGUCAUGACUAUGGGCUUCCACAUGGUGAUGCAACAUGAAUCCCCGCCUUUAAUCGGUAUCUACCUGGGGCCCUGGGAUGCGUCCUUCGCGGCGCUCAAGAAGCAGCGCGAGUGUGUCCUAGCCAUUCCCGACGUAGAGAUGGCUGGCGUAGUCGUCGACGUCGGGAACUGCUCCGCUUCCGACAACGACGACGGUGCGGAGGAUGGGGGCGUCGGCGGCCGCACCGACAAAUGGCAGCGUUUCGGGCUUGACGCGCUCCCAGCCGCGAAGGUGAAGGCGCCGCUCGUGGGUGGACCCGACGUCAUCGCCAACAUCGAGUGCGUGGUCGAGGACACUAAGAUGGUUAGCAAGUACUCGAUGUGGGUUGUGAAGCCCGUCAAGGCUUGGCUGAACCCGAGUAAGAAGCCUGGAGAAGGCGGGAGGAUGUUUCAUCACCGCGGCGACGGCACGUUUGUUGUCGACGGCGAGAUCCUAGACUUGAAGGAUAGGAUGAUCAAAUGGCGAGAAUACCAGGAUUAA